AUGUACCGUUUAUGCAAUGCACAACCCGAUGUUAUGCGUAUUUGGAUGGCCAUUCAGCUUGGGAUUGUUUGCACCGCCAAAGCUGUAUUGACUCGAACCAUACCACAGCUUUUAAGCGACCACAACUCAGCUCCCAUCCCACUACUGGCUGGAGAACUACUUAACCGCGAGCUAUGUGCGGCUUCCCCAAUUUCCCCGACCUCUUUGCUCCAUGCCGGCUCGGGCAAGUCCAAGAGAUCCUUCAGGGACAGCAAGAACAUUACCUCCCGCCGGGAUCGCCGGAAUCAUCUUUGCGGGAACUCUUCUUCUGUUGACGAUUACUGCUGUCGGGCUGCAUUGGAGAAGGCGGAGACAGCGCAUUCGAGCGAGACGAAGGUCGCGAUUCUCUUUCGUCGAGCCGCGUCUGUCGAAUAUGGACACAACGCUGACGCCUUAUCCAAUGCAAGUCGUACCAGCCCCAACUACGAAUUUUCGGCCGCAAAAAUCACCCAUGGCCAUAUAUGCGCCUCCUCCGGUCCAUAUAGCGGGAUCGCGGAACCAGGGGAUGUCUCCGCCUACAAAAGUUGCAUUCACUGA
Molecule: messenger RNA, 576 nt
Organism: Mycena indigotica
Lineage: Eukaryota; Fungi; Basidiomycota; Agaricomycetes; Agaricales; Mycenaceae
Exons: 2
Coding region: 1-576 (191 amino acids)
Source: RefSeq, a predicted model, not a curated record